Meloidogyne enterolobii is the source of this 535-nucleotide messenger RNA. The record is from the annotation of a GenBank genome assembly. NCBI's taxonomy places the organism in Eukaryota, Metazoa, Nematoda, Chromadorea, Rhabditida, Meloidogynidae.
UGAAGAUUUAGCGUUAAGAGAAUCGGUUGAAUUAAAGACAAGGAAAGUUCAAUUAGAUAUAAAAUUGAGAGAGGAAGAAUUGAAGGAUAAAGACAAGAAGGAUGAAAUAAGGAAUAAGAUUAAAGAGAUUGAGUUGGGAAAUAAAAUAGAAGCAAAAAAAUUAGAGGAAGUUGAAUUGAAGAAAAAAUUGAAGAAAGGAAAAGGAAAUAUGGAAGGAUUGAAAAAUCAGUUGUUUGAACUAAAACAAGAAAUUUUUGAAUUGAAUAUGGAGUUGAGAGGAAUGGAGGUGAAGAGUAAAUUGAAGGAAAUUGUAUCGAAGAUAGAGGAUUUGGAAAAAGAGGUGACAGAUGAUUUAAUGAAACUAAGCUUGGAACAAGAAGCCUUGGAAUUAGAAUUGUUAAGUAAUUUAUUCAAACUAAGAAUUGAGAGAGAAGAGUUGAAAAAUGAACUGGAACAAACUGAACUAAAAAACAAUCUUAGUAAGGUUAGCCGGAGAAUUGGAGAAUUACAAUUUCAAAAUAACAGGUACAAUUAG